GCCAAAGCAUCCUCUGUGCGCCGGCGCUAGUGUGCGCUGUACCUUGCCUCGUUGCUGAGGGAGUGCCGUAUUUAUGAAAUGUCGGUGAAGGGUGAACAAGGAGGGAGUGGGGGAGGAGUACAGAGAUGAGAGGGAGACGAGAAGAGAAAUGUGAGCGUGUGAAUAUGUUGAUGCUAAUGCAGAGGGCGGAGCUUGGUUGCCAUCUCCCUCUGCCUUACCAUCUCUCACUGUCCUCGUGUUUUUCCCCCUCUGUCUACUUACCUUACAGCAUCUGCUGUCUCUUGUUUUCCCCUCAACUCUACUGACCCAGUGGACUGCUGCCCUUUUUUUGUAUCUUUAUGGACUUUCUCAGCACAUGGCAUGAGGGGGGUGUGGUGCGGUGAAUCCUUGAAUUAAGAGGGACUGGCGUGUUAUCCCGCAGUGUGAAUAAGGCGGGGGCUGUGGGGAAGGUAAGCGGAGGGCUUCGUGGUGGAGAGGAUCCGGUUGAGAAGAAUGGUGGUGCCGGCUCCUCGUGCGGUGAUCGUGCUGCUCCGCCAUAGGCUGCGUGUCAUCCAAGCACAGCCCCACGUCGCCUCGACAUGAGCGUGGCAGGAAGGGCAUCCUGCUCCAUGCUCAACUGCUUUGGUGAAGAGGGCCCUCCCAGUCUGGAGUACAUCAAGGCCAAGGAUCUAUUCCCCCAGAAGGAGCUGGUGAAGGAAGAUGAAAGUCUUCAGGUCCCCUUCCCAGUUCUUCAGGGGGAAGGGGUGGAAUAUCUUGGCCAUGCAGAUGAGGCCAUCAUUGCCAUUUCAAACUACAGACUCCACAUAAAGUUCAAGGAGUCUGUCAUUAAUACCUACCCAGAUGUGGACAAUGAAAUAUCUGUACCCCUCAGGCUGAUUGAGAGCGUGGAGAGCAGAGAGAUGGCGCAGCUGCACAUUAUCUGCAAAGAUUCCAAAGUUGUCAGAUGCCACUUUACAACAUUCAAGCAGUGCCAGGAAUGGGUCAAGCGUCUGAGCAGGGCCACAGCUCACCCGUCACGCCUGGAAGACCUCUUCGCCCUGGCCUAUCAUGCAUGGUGCUUGGGAGGCAGUGCUGAUGAUGAGGACCAGCAUGUGCAUCUGUGUCGCCCAGGUGAUCAUGUGCGUCAGAGAAUGGAAAUGGAGGUCAAAAGGAUGGGCUUCGACACACAAAACAUCUGGAGGAUGUCAGCCAUUAAUUGCAACUAUAAGCUGUGCUCCAGUUACCCACAGAAGUUUCUGGUUCCAAUAUGGAUAACUGACAAGGAGCUAGAGAGUGUGGCGUCCUUCAGAUCCUGGAAGAGGAUUCCUGUGGUGGUCUACAGACACCAGAAGAAUGGGGCAGUGAUUGCACGUUGCAGCCAGCCUGAGAUUAGCUGGUGGGGCUGGAGGAACACCGAUGAUGAGUACUUGGUGACAUCCAUUGCCAAAGCUUGUCAAAUGGACACGGGAGCCAAGGGUUCCUGUUGUGCACCUGCCUGCCAGCAACGUGGGGAAGCUCCUGACUCAUCUGACAGCGAUUUUGACUCCUCACUGACAGGCAGCUCAGGCUGUGAUGACAACACCGUGCCACAGAAGCUGCUGAUUCUGGACGCUCGCUCUUACACCGCUGCAGUGGCCAACCGUGCAAAGGGCGGCGGUUGUGAGUGUGAAGAGUACUACCCUAACUGUGAGGUGAUGUUUAUGGGCAUGGCCAACAUCCACGCCAUCCGGAACAGUUUUCAGGCCCUGAGGACAGUCUGCAGCCAGAUACCUGAUCCAGGAAACUGGCUUUCAGCUCUGGAGAGCACCCGUUGGCUGCAGCACCUGUCUGUUAUGUUGAAGGCGGCCACGCUGGUGUGUUCCUCUCUGGAGAGAGAAGGUCGUCCUGUCCUUGUGCACUGUUCAGACGGAUGGGACCGUACACCCCAGAUUGUUGCCCUGGCUAAGAUCCUGUUGGAUCCCUACUACAGAACACUAGAGGGUUUCCAGUUGCUUGUGGAGACUGACUGGUUGGACUACGGUCACAAGUUUGGAGAUCGCUGUGGCCACCAGGAGAACGCUGAUGACGUUAGCGAGCAGUCGCCUGUCUUCCUGCAGUGGCUUGACUGUGUUCACCAGCUGCUAAAACAAUUCCCUUGCCUGUUUGAGUUCAAUGAGGCCUUCUUGGUCAAGUUGGUGCAGCAUAUGUACUCGUGCCUAUAUGGUACUUUCCUGUGUAACAACGCUCGUGAGAGGGAGGCGAGGAACAUUUACAAGCGUACCUGCUCCGUCUGGUCCUUGCUUCGCACAGGAAACAAGAAUUUUCAGAACUUCCUCUACAUCCCCAGUCAUGAUAUGGUGCUGCAGCCUGUCUGCCACACGCGCGCAUUACAGUUGUGGACGGCAGUCUACCUCCCCACAUCCUCACCUUGCACUGCCGUGGACGACUCUAUGGAGCUGUACUUGUCCCAGAGUGUCACAGGGGAUGAACUUGCCUCCCGUUCCCUGGACAGACUUCCCAAGACCCGCUCUAUGGACAACCUUCUGUCAGUUUUUGAGAAUGGCAUGCCCCUGACACGGACAUCCAGCGACCCCAAUCUUAAUAAGCACUGCCAGGAGGAGGCCACACCCGCCCUAGAUGGUCCAUCUGCAGAUGAGGUCUUACCCGGCGGUGGGGAUGACGAACCCCCACAGCAGAGUCCUCCCAAGCCUUCGGAUGGUAGCUCAGGUGGCGAAUUCUGCGAGGAUGCGCCAGAGGAGCCGUGUCUCACCACUCAGCCUCUGCCCUCCUUGCCUCUUCCUCCUGUCCACCUUACUUCUGAGAUCAUCCAUGCUCACACUCCGCUCCUCGCUCCUGUCCUACAACAAGCUUUACUACACACAACUCUUCCAACACCUCUGCCGGAGGCCGAGAGCCCCUGUAAUAUCGUUGAGAGCGCCACAGCGCCCACUCCCAAAUCAGAGCCGUGCCUACCGCUGAGCCACAUCACCACCCCACCCGCAGCCACGCUUCUCCGCUCCCUGCUUGACCACCAGGAAAAUGGCCUGCUGGAAUCUGCAGACCUCAUGGCUCUGAAGCUUCUAACGCCGCUGGUGCCCAUGGAGGACUCCACUGAGACUCUUACGGACCAAGGAGAAGUCUCCCUCGCUCUCCCUCAUAAGCAAAGCGAGGGGCCUACUCUGAAUGAGGAGCAGGUGCCAGUUGAGCCGCUCAAAGAGGGGGCGACAGAUCUCGUCAAGGGAAGAGAUCAGAUGUUAGUCGCUGCAACAUCUUCUAUGGACUGCAUCCAGGGAGCCGCUCGCCAUCUCAUCUCCCAGAGCCCACUGUCAGACAUGUCCCUGAUGGGCCCCCACUGGGAGAGCGUUCAGGGCCUAAUGCAGUCCGCCUGCAACGGUGCCAGUUACCGCGCCAGCCGCUCUCUGCAAGCCAACGCUUACCAGAGCCGCCGACUGGCCGAUAAGCUUCUCCGCUCGCAAGGCUUCGCCCUCGCCGGCGGUGGUUCCCAGUGCUGCCGCAAGGAGGCUCUUUGUUGUCCCGGCGGCCCCCUGCAGCCCGCGUGGCCGUCUGCAGCAAGGAGCCUGAACGCGCCCGUUGCGUGCCACCAGCUUCCAGCUGUAUCGUACCCCUCACCUUCCGCCUCCGGCUCCCCUCUCCCGCCCCAAACCCCGGCGUACCUCGACGACGACGGGCUGCCGGUGCCCACGGACGCUGUGCAGCAAAGACUGCGUCAGAUCGAGGCGGGCUACAAACAGGAAGUGGAGGUACUGCGGCAGCAGGUGCGACAGCUGCGCAUGAGACUGGAGCGCAAACAAUACAGCACCCCUCCCUCGGAGCCUGACAUCGAUUACGAGGAUGAUAUCACAUGUUUACGGGAGUCGGACAACAGUCCCGAGGAAGACUCUCUGUCCACCCAGAGUGAAGACAGACUGUCUGAGGGCAGCUGGGAUCGAGUGGAGAGUAAGGACACAGAGGUCACGAGGUGGGUGCCUGACCACAUGGCCUCUCAUUGUUUCAACUGCGACUGUGAAUUCUGGAUAGCCAAGAGGCGUCACCACUGCAGGAACUGCGGCAACGUGUUCUGUAAAGACUGUUGCCAUCUGAAGCUCCCCAUCCCAGACCAGCAGCUGUACGACCCGGUGCUGGUGUGCAACACCUGCCACGACCUGCUCCUCGAGUCCCGAACCCGCGAGAUCCGCAGCCAGCAGUUCAAAAAGGCCAUCGCCACAGCCUCAAGUUGAUGGGAGCGUCUCCUGUAGCUCAGAAGGCUCCGGCUCCCGUCCUUUUUUGGACUCGUGAGGUGUCGCCCCAAUCCGCUGUGGAUGUUUGCUGCGAGGGUGUUUGGGGGAGGGGGGGGGGGGGGAGGGGGAGGGGGGUGCGCGCUCUGGUGGUAGGAAGUGGCAAGUGUCCCCCAGGACGAACUCUUGGACAGGAGGAUGUUUCGGCUUGUAGCGCGGCAGCGCUCUCUAGCGGUACCCCUUUUUGACCCCACCUUAAGUACCAAACACCUGCACUCUCCAUAUAGAUGCCGCCGUCACACUUGAGAGGGACAAUCGGUCGGCGACUCCAAGCCUUUACCUGAUCUACGAGAGGCUUUAAGCUCGGAAAGAGAGGAAUUGCUGCUAUUGUAUUUAAAAGUCUAAUUUUGUAUUCUUAUUUUGUGCACCUCUACAUGUCGUCAUGUAUAUUGAAGGGAAUCCUGAGACCAAACUUGAGCGAAGGGGAGAGAUCUGCUGUCGACCUUGCCAUUGUAACUUUGAAUGUAAAAUGUUUAAUGGGCAGUUGGACUGACUUCACGUGCGUGUGCGUCAUUUGUGUUUCCUGUGUAUGCACAGUCAAUGUGGCCGAGUCUUCAGCGAUGCUUUUUGCAGCUACGUUUUGGUGUUUGGAAGCUCUGCGGGGGGCACGCUGAUGCGGUGCCGCGGUGUAUGUGAAGCACGGCGGGGGUCUGUUUUUGGGCACGGCGUGCUUCCGUGAUGUCCUUGAGGGUAUUUCUGGGAAAUGACUGAGAAUUCUCCAACAGGGUCUGCCGUACCUCUGACUGAACGGCCACCAAAAGCCUCACUGUCGUUCUGAUUGGCUCCGAGAGGAAAAAAGACUGAAGCAAUGAUUGGCAGUUCAUUUUCUCAAUAGGGGAGUUGGACCACAGUUCCCCGAUUUACAGCAUACUUCCAUUGUGCCAUGCUUUCUUUCCCCCCCCCCCGCUGUUUUUCUUUCCAAUAGCUGGCAGCAGGUUACUAUUUGACUCCUAUGUGUUCAUGGCACAGACAUUUAGCUGCUAAAGAUUCAAAUAUUGUUCUGAUGAUUUCACUGGAUCAUGUCACAAAAUUAGCUGACCUAAUGAUUUGGAUUUUUUCUUCCGAUGGCGUUAACACCAUCUCUUUUAGAGCAAGCUCUGAAGUGUACCAUACAUCAGAAUAUCUGAUCCAUGGUGGUGGCGAAAAGAAGUCAUUUAAUUCAUGAAUAACUGUUGUAAAGAAUUGCACUGUUCAAGUUAAUUCCCAAUGGCUCAGAUAAAAGAUGAUAUGAUGGAUCUGUUUCCCAGCUUCUUUAUUUUAGACAAUGAAAAAAGGAACACGGAAUACAAAAGGGAUUCGACAAGGAUGAGACAUCACCGCAGAGGCGCAAAGGUAACGGAACAUGAGUCUAUUCAAAGUGCAUCAAUAUGGCCGUGUGCUACAGUCUGGUGAUGUCGCUGCAAGGUGAGAAGAUUUGCAAUAGAUAAUGGGUGACCAACAAUAAUAAUGCAAUGGCUGUAAUAAAUACUGUAUUCAGCUCUGCCUCAUCUGUCUUGUACACGUUUACCAAUGCAGAUACACUAACCAGCAAUACAAGACCUGUCAAAAAGUGCAUUACAAACAGUAUUGUUAAUUCAAGUGGUUGUUUGCAGUGGUGUAUAACUGCCAUUCGUCAGAGGUAUUAUUGCUUAUUGUUAUCUCAUACUUUAAACGGGUCUCCCUGUGAGGUAUAUUGCACUUUUACAACCACGCCAAUAAACAUUGCUAACCCUCUGACGGUGUAAGUCAAGCUUGGUAUCUCAUUUGUCCUCUUAAUGUUGUGGGCGGUGACUCCAAGUGCACGUCAAUCAAUUAGAAUAUCCAUCCAUCCAGCGUCUGAGCCGCUUCUCCUCACUGCUGGAGCCUAUCCCAGCUAUCAACGGGCAGGAGGCGGGGUACGCCCCGAACCGGUCGCCAGCCAAUCGCAGGUCACACCUAAACAAACAACCAUUCGCAUUCACACCUACGGGCAAUUUAGAGUCUUCAAUCAACCUACCACGCAUGUUUUGGGGAUGUGGGAGGAAAGCGGAGUGCCCGGACAAAAAAAGCUACGCAGGCUCGGGGAGAACAUGCAAACUCCACACUAAGGACGCUAAUUGUUCACGCUUUGUAGGUGGCAAUUCUUUCCCAUUCUUGCUCGAUGUACAGAGAAUCGGAGUCGAACGGAACAAAGUUUCUCGAGUGGAGUGAGAAAAGAAGACAAAGCACUAAUUGUAAACGGGAUGAGAGAAGUAAAGCAUUAGAUGAUCUACAACGAUGAAACUGUAGACCUCCAGUGUCGCAUGGGGCUGUCGUG
Phycodurus eques (leafy seadragon) is the source of this 6528-nucleotide messenger RNA. RefSeq names its product myotubularin related protein 4 (gene mtmr4). The record is from RefSeq and is a predicted model, not a curated record. Gene Ontology annotation, molecular function: phosphatidylinositol-3,5-bisphosphate 3-phosphatase activity; metal ion binding; protein phosphatase binding. The transcript has 19 exons. The coding region runs from base 579 to 4196 and encodes 1205 amino acids. Lineage: Eukaryota; Metazoa; Chordata; Actinopteri; Syngnathiformes; Syngnathidae. Gene Ontology annotation, biological process: dephosphorylation; regulation of autophagy.